UUAUGUACCCUAAAAAAGAGUCUAUGAAAGAUUUAAUACUUUGCAAUUUAUAAUAUCAAUCGUAUUAGUUCAUAGAAAUUUAAAUUGCUGCAUACAAUACAUACACACACACACACACACACACAUUAGUUAUGCAAAUAUGUAAUUACAUAAUUCGAAAAUGUAUUCACAAAUGAUGAUAGUUGCGUUAUAUUUCCGAAUUUCUUUUUAUGAUCUAAUACUUGUACGAAAAUACGUACUAUACGUUUCUAUAUGCUCCUACCAAUCAGAAGCUAUCUUAAGACUUUUCAGAAAAUAUUUAGUAUCCGAUUAUGAGAAAUAUUUGAUUGCAUGAGAUAAAAUAUUAAAUUGCAUAUAACAUAAAAAUUAAAACAACAUUACAAUAUAUUCAUUAUCUUUUAAAUAUACAAUAAAUUUUAUGAUCAUCUUUAUCGAAGUAGUUUAAUUCUGAUUUUUUGUCCAAAUUUUAUUGGACAAUAUAUUUGUACAUUAGAAUACAUUAGAGUAGCUUAAUAUACAUCAUACAUAUAUUUCGUUUAACGACUAGUAAUAUAUACAUGUAUACAUUUAGUUAAAAUUUACUAGGAUAUUAUUAAGUUGGUGUAAAUUCGUUAUACGAGAUUUGGCGCCAAACAAAAAAAUCUGCUAUUGUAUCAAAUUAGGUAUUUUGAACUGUUAAUAUCGGUGAAUUCAAACAAAUGUGAAUUCUUUUUUUAUUUGUGCAUAUUUAACGACUGUUUAAAAAAGUUAAGUAAAAAUGAAAUUAAAUUGUAAUGUUGAAGUUAAUAAUCGAAUGCACAAUUUGACAAAUUUAUCGAUAAGAAAAAAAUCACAACGUGGAUAUUUGGUUAUUGGAAGACAAUCUAUAAAAAAUGAUGAAUUAUAUAUUUUAUUACAAACAGAGCAGAACAAAUGUGGAACUAAAUAUAAGGUGAAUGAUAAUAUAGAGAUGAUAUUUGUGAAAUUUAUUGAAAAUGGGAAAGCAACAAUUAGAAUAAAAGAACCUCCUCAUGAUUUAAUUAUACAGAGCGAUGCAAUACCAUUAAAGAGUUUUAUUCAUGUUUUAAAGCUUGCAUCGUCCAAAAAAGUACAUUUAUCAACUCUUGCAAUAUCUAAUUUAAAUGGCAAAAAAAUUAGUAAUACGCAGAAAACAAAAAUAACUGUAAAAAAGAAUUCUGAAUAUCCUACUUUACAAGGUUUUCCAAGAUUUACAGAAGAAUUACACAUCAUAGGAUUAGAUAGGAAAUCAUUUGAUCUUCAAAUUCUAAAACUGAAUCGUCUAAAAGUUUUAGAUCUAUCAAACAAUCAAAUAACGUCCUUACCUAAAGAUUUAGGUUCUUUACCUCAUUUACAACAACUUAUUUUGUCUCAAAAUCAACUGGGCAAAGCUGCUAUUUCUAAAUGGACAUGGCUAGACCAAAACAACAUUAGAAAUACUUUAUGCUUAUUAGAUUUAAGUUGUAACUUUUUAACUGAAAUACCAGAGAAGAUUGGAAAACUCAAUGCUCUUGUCAAUUUAAAAUUAAGCUGUAAUUCAUUAAUAUAUUUACCACAAAGUAUGGGAAAUUUAAUUUCGCUCAAAUAUUUGGAUUUAUCACAGAACAGUUUACAGUUUUUACCAGGAAGUAUGAGGAAAUUACGAUUACUGGAAAUAGAUGUAUCUGGAAAUUCAUUCUCAACAACUAAGCCUUAUUAUGAAAGUAUAAUGCAAUUACCAAGUCUUGUUGAGUGUGCAGCAAGAAUAUUUUUGAAAACAAGGACAAACUACAAUGCAAGUUUGAUACCUAAUACAUUGGUAAAAUAUUUAGAUUCUGCAAAAUAUUGUUAAAAUCCGUCCUUAAUAUGUAGAAGAACAAUUCAAGGAGAAGGCUUCAGCUUCGGGCGUGUGACGUUGUAUAAGAAUAAGAGGGUUGAAGUGGUACGUAACAUUUUUUUUGUAGUCGUAUAUAAAUUAAAAAUGAUGUUAGGAUAAUAUAAUAUUGUUGUCUCGAAAAGUCGAUUUUUUCAAAAUCUAUACUUUUGGACUGUACUAUUCUCGCGCUAUAUGAUUUCUCGUGCAAUGAACGACAUGUUGAUUCCAUGUUAGUUUUAAAAGAUAUGAUUCCAUAUUUAUCUGAUAAUAAGAUUACGUAUGUCCAGAUAAAUCGAAUACACAUAUCACUUAUCUUUUAGUAUUAUUCUCCACUGGAGAUUAGUUUCAUUUUUAAUAAUCGUAUAAUGAUACUUUGAAAAAUUUCCUGACAAAAUUUCUAGUUCAAAUUAUAUUGUGUUUUUCGAAAAUCAAAUUACGAUUUCGUCAAUUUCAUUCGAAUUUUGAUAUAUGAAAUUAGAUAAAACCGAUGAAAAAAAUUAUUAAUGAUAAUUGUUUAUCAUUUUCUGAAUAUAAACGUGAUAAGAACAAGACAAUAUUUGAUAAGUUUAUUGCAGAGAUACAUUAUCCAAUCUUACGAAUACUUAAUUAUAUAAGAUAAAUAUAUGUAGAUAUAUGAGUACAAUAUUUGUGUUCGCCUGAUUAUAAUUAAAAAUGUCUGUCUUGGAAAAAAUGGAAAAUGUUUUAUAAUCUAUUUUGAUAAAGAAGAUAUGUUUGAGUUAUGCUUUAAAAAUUAUAUAAGCAGAUAUUACAUAUUUUUCAGACUUAUAUAUCGAGUCUAUUACAAUGAAAUAUAACAAUGAAUAAUCAUGAAACGUAUUAAUUGUAUAUGAAUGUAUAUGUGCAUUACAUGCGAACGUAUGUGUAUUAAAUUUUUUCAGAUCGUGAAACUAUAAGCUAGACUGAAUAUAAUCUGAAAAAAAGAUAGUCUAAAAAUUCUCGAAAAAAAGUAAUUGGUUUUUGUAAUUACCUACGAACUUUUGGUCCAUUCUGGAUAUGUAUAUAUGUAUUAAAACCGGUUCUAGUAAAGGUCAGCGAAAUAUUGAUAAUCCUGUGAAAAAUAUAUAUUCCAGUUUUACGAAAAUGUCGAAUGAAAGGGCUGCGCAUGGGAAAAAAGUAGUUUUAAAAUUUACGAAUAUUUUUCGUUAAUAUAUAAUAAUUUCUUCUAAAACUUUAUUGGUUAGAUAAGUGGACAGGACGAAGAAAAAAAAGAAAAAUAAAUUAUAUAAACGACCGCAGCGACGUAAUCACAGUAGUUGACAGAGACUGUUAAUUCAAAAAUGUUACAAAUCAUAGAUAGUUAGUCCGUACCUGCGGUUAGAACAUAUAUAUAUAUAUAUA
Vespula pensylvanica (western yellowjacket) is the source of this 3211-nucleotide messenger RNA. It is a transcript of the gene Lrr47, whose product is annotated as leucine-rich repeat protein 1. The transcript has 5 exons. The record is from RefSeq and is a predicted model, not a curated record. Gene Ontology annotation, molecular function: protein binding. Bases 758 to 1828 code for a protein of 356 amino acids. Lineage: Eukaryota; Metazoa; Arthropoda; Insecta; Hymenoptera; Vespidae.